AUGCCUCCUCAUCCUCCCCCCGGCCCCGCCCGCGGGGUCCCGGGGAUCCUCCCCCAAAAUUGUCCGGCGGGUGGGGUCGGGGUGGGGUCGGGGACAGCCAAUCAGAACCAGGGCGUGGUCAGGGGCUCGCCUGGGCUCGGCCAAUGGGAGCGCGGGGGGCGGGGCACACGGGACCACCGGGACCCCCGAACGGACCGGGACCAUCGCAAGCCUCGGGGACAGCGCCACCGGUACCGAUGGGACCCAGCAGGGCCCCCAGAUUAAGCAGAGCCAGCGGGACCCCCAAACCAAGCAGGACCCAGGGACCGACAGAGUCCUCGGGACCCCCGGACUGAGCCGGGACCCCCAACCCUCCCAGGUGUCCCCGUGCCACUCCUGAGCCUUCAGAGCCCGUGGCUGCCCUUCCACGGGGGCAUCUUGGUGGGUUUCAUCACCACCUUCCUCCUCCUGCACGGCCUCCUGCUGCCCCAGCCUGUGCCCACGCCCAGCCGGGACCCCCAGGUGGCCAAAGACCCCCCCGGGCCACCCUCAUCCCCUGCCCCAUCGGACUCUGCAGGCGAGGCCGCGGGGGUGGCCCGAGGGCUGUUCCAGCGGGUCCGGGCUCUGCGCUGGGUGGUGGCGGCGGCACCACAGAACCCGGAGCCCACGGCCCGGCAUGUGCAGGACACGCUGCAACGUGCCUGCCCCCGACACCCCGAGCCUGCCCCCCACUCCCCGGCCGUAGGGCUGGAGGUGCCUGAGGGCCGGGGGCAGCUCUACCACAAAACCACCCGCGCCCCCCGGUACGGGCACCGGCACCACCGAGCCCCCGGCUGCUUCCUCGAGGCCGACGAUGACACCUUGGUGCUGCUGGGCAACCUGCGCUGGCUGCUGGCCGCCCCCCUGGCCCACCAGCCCCUCUACUUCAGGAAGAGCUUCCAGCCCUUCACGCACCGGGGCUACGUGAGCGGGGGGCUGGCUACGCGCUCAGCCAGGGGGGCCCUGGGCCACAUGGCCCCAGCCCUCGCCCGCGGCACCUGUGGCCACCGCGGCCCCCGAGGAGUCCUGGAGCGGCUGGGGGUGGCUGUGGGGGAUUUGUGGGACAUGUAGGGCCGGGAGACCUUCCACCCCUUCCUGCCCGAGAUCCACCUCACCCACCGCAUCACCCGGGGCUUCUGGUACCAGCGGUACUGCUGGUACCCCCGCGGUGGAGUGCAUCCCCCACAAGUGACCGCCGUGUCCUCCCUCACGUGUGGCCGCAGGCUCCCCGGUCCCCAGAGCAGGUCAGACCUGGCCGUGUCCUUCGGCUACGUGGCCGGGGGGGAGAUGAACGUGCUGGAGCUCCUGAGCCAGCGCCUGCGCCCCUACGGCUGCAGGCCCCGCUACCGGCCCCCCCCGACCCCCCCCGCGGCCCCCAACGCCACCUGGACCCCCCCGGACCCCAAUGCCACCCGGAGCCACCUGGGACCCCAAGAACCCAACGCCCCCAAGCCCUGCCCCUCCCCUUCCCGGACCCCCCUGCACUGGGGGUGGCCGCAGAUUUGGGGGUUUCCUACAGGUGUCCCCCCCACGGUGACGGUGGCCCCCCCACGUCCGUGUUGUCCCCAUGACACCCCACGUUGCCCCCCGGCCCCGCAGUGA
Corvus hawaiiensis (hawaiian crow) is the source of this 1620-nucleotide messenger RNA. Its product is annotated as glycoprotein-N-acetylgalactosamine 3-beta-galactosyltransferase 1-like. The record is from RefSeq and is a predicted model, not a curated record. Gene Ontology annotation, molecular function: N-acetylgalactosaminide beta-1,3-galactosyltransferase activity. NCBI's taxonomy places the organism in Eukaryota, Metazoa, Chordata, Aves, Passeriformes, Corvidae.